This is a messenger RNA of Anopheles marshallii, 1656 nucleotides long. Its product is annotated as nicalin-1. The record is from RefSeq and is a predicted model, not a curated record. The transcript has 4 exons. The coding region runs from base 1 to 1656 and encodes 551 amino acids. Gene Ontology annotation, cellular component: endoplasmic reticulum membrane. Gene Ontology annotation, biological process: regulation of signal transduction. NCBI's taxonomy places the organism in Eukaryota, Metazoa, Arthropoda, Insecta, Diptera, Culicidae.
AUGUUCGAAGAAGCGGAUAACUUUGCGGAUCUGUUCCGCGGUGGACUGCCGUACUAUCUGCUGAUCACGCUUCCAAUUCUGAUAAUUUGCUCGUCUAAUCCGGUGCUGGCUGCGAGCGAGUUUGGUGUCCAGCGGAUGUCACAGUACGAUGUUCACGGUGCCGCUUACGGUUGUCGCGCGUCGGCGUUGAAUCUGGAAGCCAAAUCCCUGUACACCUGGCAGACUUCCCGGCAUUGUGUAUUGACCCGGUUGCAGGAUAUGACUAUCGACCAUUUUCGAGAAAUCCGCGCCAAGGCUGGUGGUCUUGUGGUUCUGCUACCGGAAGAUAUCGCCGCACUGAGCUUGGAGGACAAGCAGCACAUUCACCUGCUGGAGCAAGCGAUGAUGGUGCAAGAUGUCCCCAUUCCGGUGUACUUUUCCAAGCACGAUGCCAAACUAAACAAUAUCAUUGACGAAGUAACGCGUACUACCGUGCGCAAUCCAAAGCAGAGCACUCAGAACCGUGAAUCCGCUUUCAGCGAAAUAUUCGGUUCAAUAUCCGCCAACGGGUACCAGAUCGUGGUAUCCGGUGCUUCUCAUACUGCCAACAAACAGUCGAAGAUACCGAUCAUUCAGGGUGAGCUGGCGCCGAUGAAGCCUAGCAAAACGCUGGAUGGCGAUAACAAGCUACCGCUAAUCAUUGUAACGGCGCAUCUCGACACGUUCGGGCUGACAAACUCCCGGCAAAGCAAUGUAGAUGUGGCCGUGCUGUUGACGCUAGUUGAACUUUUUAGUAAGCUACAUGCGAGCAUCCCAAAAUAUCGGCUCAUAUUUCUGGUGUCAGAAUCGGGCCUGUUGCUCAACUUCCAGGGCAUGAAGAAGUGGCUCGAUUCCAACUUAGACGAAAAUGUGCAGAUACAACAUGCGGAAUUCGUCGUCUGUCUCGACACGAUCGGCAAACUGUUGGCGAACGAAAACAUCUACAUGCAUGUAUCCAAACCACCGAAGGAGGGUACCUCGAUGAACGGCUUCUACAAGACGCUUCGGACCGUGGCCCAGCGGUAUGGAAAUGUAAGCGUUGAGGGAGUGCACAAAAAGAUCAAUCUGGCAGACACGCUGCUGGCUUGGGAACACGAACGAUUUAGUAUGAAGCGUAUGCCAGCAUUUACCCUGUCGAAUGUGAAGAGCCAUAAAGACCCAAUGCGAAACACCAUCUUCGACGAUGACACAGUGGAGGAGCAGUUGGAUGCACUGGAACGGAAUGUAAAAAUUAUUGCCGAAGCACUUGCAAGUCACAUCUACAACGUACCCGCCGAAGACGGUGCGGCUGGAGAAAUAUUCACCGGCUCCAUGGCAAUCAGUCGGGAACAAAUUAAGCCCUUUCUGCACAUUCGCUCGACGCAACAGAACAACGAUCUGAAGUACGCGUUCGAAAAGUACCUACGCAAUGUAAAGGUAACGUACGAGAAGCCGGAUGCUCGCGAACCCGAUUUUAUGCUGUACGACGAUCGCGAUGCCCUGCUAAACAUUUACAACGUAAAGCCGGCCGUAUUCGAUCUGUUCCUUACCUUCAUGAUUGCUGCCUACCUAACGGCGGUCUACUUUGCCAUCUUCCACUUCCCGAGACUGUACGGUGCGGUGUGCCGCAUGACGGUAGCUAAAACCAAAGUAAACUAA